AUGUCUUUAGAAACAAGCAUUGAAAAGACAUUUAUUCUUCCGCCACUAAUUACUGGCAAUAAUUCAAUAUUAAUAAAGUCACUAGGAGAAGAUUGGCUUGCAAUAGGAGUGCACCCUGACUCUCUGCAUGUGUUUUAUAAUGAUUCUUUAAAAGAAGUUUGGAAGUUUUCGGCAGAACUUGUCGAUGUUUCACUUGAUACUUUAUAUUCGCCUAACGUUAUGAAUCUGAAGAAUAAUCAAAAAUAUGUAUUGGUAUCAACUGUCGAUGGUUCACUCUGGCGAAUUCAAACACCAGCACAAAGAAAUAAACGAAGUUUUGGUACUGAUGAGAAUUCUAAUAAGCUAAAUAACCAUAUAAAUUCAUCAUCACGAACUUUAUUUUCACCACCAAUCGUAACAAACGUUCGAGAUGAGCAUCGAAUCUAUAAAAAGGCAAGCUUUCAUCUACCCGAUGUUGUUGGCCUAUUAAUUUGUUGUCAAAAUGGAGAAUUAUUGUUUACCUCAACAAUCGAUAAAUCGCCAAGCAAUCAAGAUUACCCGAAAUUUAUUACCUUGAACAUUUUUAAAGAGUUAUUAUGUUCUGGAGGCGCAUACCCUCCGAUGAACACUGAUCAAACAGAUAUCUUAAUAACGGGAACAUCAAAAGGAUGGGUAUCUUAUCAACCACUCGUUCUUGAUACACCAGAACCAAUUCCGUUCACUUCCAUGAAUGAACCAAUCAACGCAAUCUAUACUUUACAUAUAAAUCAUGAGAAUGCAUCGAAUGGUAACUUAAUUGCGCAUAAUGCAAUGAUUUUGGUGGGAACUCAAGGAACCAUUCGAUUGUCCUUUGUCAAGGAGAAUGAUUCGAAUUCUCUAGAAAAAGUAUUAGUUAGAGAAUAUUAUGUUCCUGAUCCUGUAUACUCGUCUAAUCUUUACAUGGAUCGAUUAAUAUUAAUAGUUAAGGAUGGUCGCGCAAUGUAUCUUGACUUUUCUCAUCACGUGAUUGUUGACGGAAAAUUGGCCCCAAUUAACAGUAAAUCUAUUGAUCUCCCAAAAAAUAUACUUGGCUUGUGCUGUUCAACAAAUUCAAAUGGCAGUGGAAAAUUAUUUGCAAUCACAAAAGAUGGAAGAUUAAUUCGAAAUAACUUGACAGUUGAGAAUGAGCAAAAUCCUCAUUUCAAAUUGUCGACACUCGAUAUAAGAAAUGAAUUGAGGAAACAGAUUGAAAGUAUUAGUAAAUGUUCUGCGGAACAACGAGAAUUAGAAAUAGUUCAGAAUGUAUUAAAUAAUCUUUUUUUAUUUGAACAUGCUUUCACUGCUUCACUUCUAAUCAAUUAUCAAUUUGAACAUCGAGUAGGAAUUGAAUUCUGCAAUUAUGAGUCGAAACUUGGAUAUACAUGA
Molecule: messenger RNA, 1383 nt
Organism: Ambispora leptoticha
Lineage: Eukaryota; Fungi; Glomeromycota; Glomeromycetes; Archaeosporales; Ambisporaceae
Source: the annotation of a GenBank genome assembly